AUGGCCACCCAAACAGAUUCGCAAGCGAUAUUCUUCACCUUCAGUGUCGACAUGCAAGGGCUCGCUUUCUCUAUUGCUGCUGAGUCAGUAGUGUAUGGUCUUUACGCGGUCCUUUUCAUCUUGUCGUCGUGGUUCCUUCUCCGACGCAAACUUCGGGCUAGGGCCGACAUCUUCAUGUUCACGAUCAAUACCCUCAUGUUCCUUUGCGCAACCGCUCACUGGGGGCUCGCACUUGCCUAUGUGGCCAAUAUUGGCAAGUGGUACAUCGAGGCCAUUCAGGAGCCAGUCCCCUUUUCUACCAUACCAAACUCUUCCCCAACGGACCGAAUUGUGAACGCUAUAAACAGCGCUUCGCAGCACGUAUCGUUCGCAAACUAUGUGCUCAAUGAUAUUGUCGUCAUAUGGAGGGCGUGGCUUGUCUCCGGUAGGAGGGCCAGGAGAUGGAUCAUUGGUGUCGGAGUGUGCGCAAUAGUCGUCGAAGUCCCCCUCUUUCUUGUCGCAAUGCAACUCCCUGAUGCACCGUCUGUCGCAACUUCCAAGAAAGUACGGGUGUCCUUGAUGGAUCUCUUGACACCAAUGUCCUACUUCAUCACUCUACUCACGAAUAUUUGGGCAACCGCUAUUGUCGCGCGAAAGGCGUGGAUCCUUCGCCGGCAGCUGAAGCGGGCCUCGCUGCCUUUUGGGCGUGCAUCCCCAGUAGGAAAAAUUCUUAUUCUACUUCUGGAGUCUGGCGGUCUGUACUGUAUGGUCUGGGCUUUAUAUUUGGCAAUGUUUUCUGCGGAUUUAGUGGAAACAGCUCCCUUCAUCUAUCCCUCCGCGUUGUCGAUCAUUUUCUUCUAUAUUCUAGGUAUUUGUAUGGUGUACUACGCGGGAAUGUACCUUUCCAUGGUCAUCGUCCUGGUCUGUCUUCAGCGGACCUUCGGGGAGCAUAUCGUAAUAUAUUCGAGGCCCAGCGACAUCCCUACACCUCGGGGCCUAACUUUCCCUACCGACGAUCGUCCUGCCUCCAAUCACAUUCGAAGCCGCAUCGAAUUUCAGCAACCGCAUUCCAUCGUCCGGAUCUCUACCAACUUCUCUACGCCCGAUCUAGAGUCAAAUACGUGGCCAGCGCGGACGUCUAUGACGUCGUCCCGUCAUGGGGUAUCGAUGGAUGGUGGUGCUGUCCAGUCACAGCUUGGGCCGGUGGUCGAACGGAAUUCAUAUAGGGACUCGUCGUCAGAAUGCCAUAGUGCUGAUGUCGUAGAAAAAAAGGAAGAACGCGGGUUCGCUGUUUAAUAUCUUCUUCCCCUUCUUUCCAAGCGUGUUAGCUAGGCUUUCGCUUGACGGUCGAACAUGGCUCACAACGACUGUGACUGCCCGCCAUCUACAUUUCUGUCAUACUCCUUCCUUCAUCUGAUAGGCUGGCUACAGUGCCGCGACUUGACUGCAGGUAGAUCACCUCUACAUAGCACAUGAGUACAACAGGUUGUUUCGAUAUCCCGUAUGAGGUUACGGUGACUUUUUUCCUCGAUACCAGAUCGC
Stereum hirsutum FP-91666 SS1 is the source of this 1521-nucleotide messenger RNA. RefSeq lists its product as uncharacterized. Bases 1 to 1275 code for a protein of 424 amino acids. The transcript has 8 exons. Lineage: Eukaryota; Fungi; Basidiomycota; Agaricomycetes; Russulales; Stereaceae. The record is from RefSeq and is a predicted model, not a curated record.